GAAUUCGUUUAGUCAAAAAUAUAACCCAUAAAUUGCGCAAGUACACACACACACACACACAUAAUAUAUAUUUAUGUAGCCUCCAAACUCACAUAACAUCAGACACAAACACACACACACAAUGGAUUGGUUCUCAUGGCUGUCCAAAACCGAUCUUGAUCCAACACUAAGCUACGAGUAUGGACUCAUCUUCGCCCAAAAGAAGCUCCGAAGUGAAGACAUCGCUCUUUUCAACCACAACUAUCUCCGGCGACUUGGCAUUAAUGUAGCUAAACACCGAGUAGAGAUUCUUAAACUCUCAAAGAGAGAAACAAAAGCACUCAGUUCCAAUCAUCCUCGUCCUGUCUCGGCCAAGCUUAUCUCUGUCGUCAUCAAAGCUACCAAAAGUGUCGGCGAUCGCUUAAACAAGUGGCUUUCUCUAGGAGGAACCGCCGUGGUUAAACCAUUGAAGGAGAAGCAGUCGCCGUCGCCGCCAGCUUACCGUUCCGGCACGUUUUUGACUGGUAACAACAAUAAAGUCAAUGCUGAAAAAGCUGACGUACAAGUGGAGAGAUUACCUGUGAUCAAGAGGAAAAGGAUUGCAAAAUCUGGACCGUUGGAUCUAAAACAUGGAAUGCAAGAGAAAAUGACGUUAGUAAGCAACAGAAGCAUGAACCUAUCAGGACCAUUGGAUCGAAGUGUCCAAGAAAGACUCAUACUAGCUUAUAGAAGUCCUGUUGUGUCGGGACAGUUAGAUGGGAACUUAAACGAACGGUUGAGAUUAUCAGGGCCGUUGAAGGGAAGACCACCAAGCCCAAGUGUGUAUGUGGAGUACAAUAAAAGAUUCGAUGAUACACAAUGGGAUGCUAUGUUUCAUAAUUUGAAGCCAACGUAGAUCACUUAUAUGUGGGUAUCUAUACAACUAUAUAUUACUUCUGGUCUUAACUACAUGUAGUUUUAAAUUAUAUUUUGUUUUUCUUCUGUUUCAUGUGAAAAUACUUUUACAAUAA
This is a messenger RNA of Capsella rubella, 989 nucleotides long. RefSeq lists its product as uncharacterized. Bases 122 to 874 code for a protein of 250 amino acids. The transcript is spliced from 2 exons. The record is from RefSeq and is a predicted model, not a curated record. NCBI's taxonomy places the organism in Eukaryota, Viridiplantae, Streptophyta, Magnoliopsida, Brassicales, Brassicaceae.